Molecule: messenger RNA, 1154 nt
Organism: Theobroma umbraticum
Lineage: Eukaryota; Viridiplantae; Streptophyta; Magnoliopsida; Malvales; Malvaceae
Product: GDSL-like Lipase/Acylhydrolase superfamily protein
Molecular function (GO): hydrolase activity, acting on ester bonds
Source: RefSeq, a predicted model, not a curated record
UCUUGGUGAGUUCAAAAAAAAAAAAGUCAGAGAGAAGCAAGGAAAUGGAUAACGUAGGAUUUUCUAAACACUUGAUAUUGCAUCUCUGGAUUUGGAUUUUCCUUGCUAUGACAGAUAUUUCAGAGUCCAGCCCUGCAGGUAGGCCACGUAUCAUCAAUUUUGGUGAUUCCAAUUCUGAUACUGGAGGAGUACUUGCCGGAACUGGACUUCCGAUUGGUCUUCCUCACGGCAUCACAUUUUUCCAUAGAGGCACUGGACGGCUAGGGGAUGGACGUCUUAUUAUUGACUUCUUCUGUGAACGUUUGAACUUGAGUUAUCUAAGCCCAUAUUUAGACUCAUUGGCACCAAACUUCACAAGUGGAGUGAACUUUGCUGUAAGUGGGGCAAUGACUCUGCCACAGUUUGUCCCUUUUGCUCUGGAUGUUCAAGUUCGCCAAUUCAUUCGCUUCAAAAAUAGAUCAAUUGAACUCCAAACAAAAGGUUUAGGAGAUUUCAUAGAUGAAAAGGGGUUUCGCGAUGCAUUAUACAUGAUUGACAUUGGACAGAAUGAUCUGUUAAUGGCAUUGUAUGCAUCAAACUUGACAUACGAACCAGUCGCAGAACAAAUCCCUUCUUUUCUUGCAGAAAUCAAAUUAGCCAUUCAAAACAUAUAUUCAUAUGGUGGCAGAAAAUUUUGGAUACACAACACCGGUCCAUUGGGAUGUGCUCCAAAAGAACUUGCACUACAUUCUCAUACUAACAAGGAUCUCGAUCGAAUUGGAUGCUUCCGCGUCCAUAAUGAUCUCGCAAAAGCCUUCAAUAAAGGCCUGCGCAAUAUCUGUAAAGAAAUGAGAACUGUUUUAAAGGAUGCAACCAUUGUCUACAUAGAUGUAUACACCAUAAAGUACAAUCUCUUCACGAAGUAUAAAAAAUAUGGUUUUGAGUAUCCAUUUAUGGCUUGUUGUGGCUAUGGGGGACCUCCAAAUAAUUACGAUUCAAAAGCAACGUGCGGCCAGCCUGGUUCCAGCAUCUGCAACAAUGUAUCACGAUCUAUAGUCUGGGACGGAGUUCAUUACUCCGAAGCUUCAAAUCGUGUGGUCGCAACGAGUGUUUUAUCAGGCUAUUACUCUACACCACAAAUGAAGCUCGAAAACUUUUGGGAGAGGCUUGAUUAA